Molecule: messenger RNA, 741 nt
Organism: Cornus florida
Lineage: Eukaryota; Viridiplantae; Streptophyta; Magnoliopsida; Cornales; Cornaceae
Product: RING-H2 finger protein ATL78-like
Exons: 1
Coding region: 1-612 (203 amino acids)
Biological process (GO): protein ubiquitination
Molecular function (GO): transferase activity
Source: RefSeq, a predicted model, not a curated record
AUGUCUUCCUCUUCUUCUACUAUGUUCUUCCAACAUUUUCCAGGGCACUUCUACUCAAGAAGAUUGCUACUACACACUCCUCUUUAUUCAUCACCUGCUAUGGCAACCCCUCCCAUGAGCCCAAAUAGCCACUUGUCAUUUGAUGCAGACCAUGUAAUGGUCCUAGUAGUCCUCUUGUGUGCCCUAAUAUGCUCACUAGCUUUAGGAUUGCAUUCCAUCAUUAGGUGUGCUUUAAAGCGCACAAAUAUAGUAGCCUCUGAGAGUAUGAACAACCCAGCGCCUAAGUUGGCCAAUGUAGGCAUCAAGAAAAAGGUUCUCAGCACUUUCCCAACACUGAUUUAUUCAGAUGGGUUGAAUCAGCCAGGCUUGGACAACGAGUGUGUGAUUUGUCUUUCGGAGUUCACACACGGUGAGUGUGUACGAGUCCUUCCCAAAUGCAACCAUGGGUUUCAUGUUCGGUGCAUCGAUGAGUGGCUCAAUUCGCAUUCCUCGUGCCCUACUUGUAGGCACUGUCUCAUUGAAACGGGCACCCGAGCUAACUCAUCAAGCCCGCUAUCACCACCACCACCACCGGACACAAUAAUAAGCAUUGUCCCACUAGAGCCUGAAUGAUUGAAACGGAAUUACAGAAAUGAUCAAGCAUUGUCCCAUGUUUGUUCAGUUCAGUUAAAUUAGUGUGGUGAGCCAAGUCAAUGAUAUGUAAUUUCUAUUUUUUUUUUUUUUAAUAUAAAAUUAGUUCAU